Messenger RNA from Catharus ustulatus (Swainson's thrush), 2149 nucleotides. Its product is annotated as 5-hydroxytryptamine receptor 7-like. Gene Ontology annotation, molecular function: G protein-coupled serotonin receptor activity. Gene Ontology annotation, biological process: vasoconstriction; adenylate cyclase-activating adrenergic receptor signaling pathway; circadian rhythm. NCBI's taxonomy places the organism in Eukaryota, Metazoa, Chordata, Aves, Passeriformes, Turdidae. The record is from RefSeq and is a predicted model, not a curated record. Gene Ontology annotation, cellular component: membrane.
GGGAACCGGGGAGGGGAGAAGGAUGCUCCGGGGGUGGCUCUUUGCUUCCUCGGCUGCCCGGAGCUCGCAGGGGCUCGCCUGGAGGAUGUCUCACCCCCUCGGCACAGGUGUCACUGCUGGGGGAGCGCCGAGCUCGGAGCAUGCUGCUGAGGGCCAGCCCCAGGAGGUUUCUGGAGCAGCACCUUCUCUUGGUGGAGAGCACAGAGCAGCAGCGGCCGGCUCGGGAAGCGCUCCCGAAUCCAUUCAUGACUGAGGAACCUCCCGGCCCAGCCGAGCCCGAGCUGCCGCCCUCCAACCUCACCAACGGCACCGAGUGCGGCGAGGAGAUCCUGCUCUAUGGGGACACCGAGAAGGUCGUCAUCGGCGCCGUGCUCUCCAUCAUCAUCCUCACCACCAUCGCCGGCAACGGGCUGGUCAUCAUCUCCGUGUGCAUCGUCAAGAAGCUGCGGCAGCCCUCCAACUACCUGGUGGUGUCCCUGGCCGCCGCUGACCUGUCGGUGGCCUUCGCCGUCAUGCCCUUUGUCACCAUCACCGACCGUGGGGGCGAGUGGCUCUUUGGGAAGGUGUUUUGCAACGUGUUCAUCGCCAUGGAUGUGAUGUGCUGCACCGCCUCCAUCAUGACCUUGUGCAUCAUCAGCGUGGACAGGUACCUGGGCAUCACGCGGCCGCUGACCUACCCCGUGAGGCAGAACGGGAAGCUGAUGGCCAAGAUGGUUUUCAUCGUGUGGCUCCUGUCGGCCUCCAUCACCCUCCCUCCGCUCUUCGGCUGGGCCCAGAACGUGACGGUGGAGCGGGUGUGCCUCAUCAGCCAGGAUUUUGGCUACACCGUCUACUCCACGGGCGUGGCCUUCUACAUCCCCAUGGCCGUCAUGCUGGUGAUGUACAGCCGCAUCUACAAGGCGGCCAAGGUCAGCGCCGAGAAGCACCGCUUCAUGAACUUCCCCAAGCACUACGAGGAGGAGGGCGUCUACUGCCUCGAGGCCUCCUCCAGCCGGGCCCACCACAGCUCGCGGCGCACCAAGGCCGUGGAGGAGUGCGCCACGCUCUCCAAGCUGCUCCGCCAAGACCGUAAGAACAUUUCCAUCUUCAAGCGGGAGCAGAAAGCCGCCAGGACCCUCGGGAUCAUCCUGGGGGCCUUCACGUUUUGCUGGCUGCCCUUCUUCCUGAUGUCCACGGCGCGGCCGUUCAUCUGCGGCAUCCGCUGCAGCUGCAUGCCCCUGAGGCUGGAGAGGACUCUGCUCUGGCUGGGCUACACCAAUUCCCUCAUCAACCCCCUCAUCUACGCCUUCUUCAACCGGGAUUUGAGGACUACUUUCUGGAACCUGCUGCGCUGCAGGUACAGGAACAUCAACCGGAGGCUCUCGGCCGCCAGCAUGCACGAGGCGCUGAAAGCCACAGAGAGGCACGAGUGCAUCCUGUAGUGCCUGACCCGCUGGCUCCUGCCUCUCCAUGCUGGGCUCCUUGCUUCCCUGCACUCCCAGGGGCUCACAGGAACCAUCCAGACAUUGUCACGGAGAGUGACGCCCCGUGAGGAGCCGCGGUUUUCCUCACCUUGGGAGCAAGUGGAGGGAACUUUGGGAACAGCCCUUCCUUCUCACUCUGCUCCAGCUGGGAGCAAGACCUGGGGGGUUUGAGGUCUACCAAUGACUGUGGGCAAGUCACACCACCUUUCUGUGCCUCAGUUUACCCAUCUGUUAUUAAAGUUUAACAACUAAAAAAUAAAAAAAAAAAAAGGAAAAGAAACAUGCCCAGCCAACCAACCAAACGAAAAAAAACCCCUAAAAACUUGAUAAAACUGUGGCUCUCCACCUUCAAAAAGGGCUCUAAGGUCUGUGGAGGGCACAGAAAAUCCUGUGUAAAGACGACAUUGGCUGCACUUCUCUGUGGAAUCUGACAGCAGCUCCGUUGUACAUCCAAGCCCCCGUGCCACCGCAGCUUACCCGAACCCUUUUCCCGAUGCAAUUGCAUUUCACAUCCUGAGCUCAUGACCAGGUUUGCACGGCAGAGCAGAAAUACCAAUGACCCCGUUCCCCCCACACUGUAGCACUGCAGCACUUGAAGGAGACGAGUUUGCAGGAUGAAACACAAACCGACACGGAGUUUCCUUUAGGGUUGGAUAGGGAAGUUUGAUGGCUCCUCCUCAUCAGGG